This is a messenger RNA of Myotis lucifugus (little brown bat), 393 nucleotides long. RefSeq names its product HIG1 hypoxia inducible domain family member 1C (gene HIGD1C). NCBI's taxonomy places the organism in Eukaryota, Metazoa, Chordata, Mammalia, Chiroptera, Vespertilionidae. Gene Ontology annotation, biological process: mitochondrial respirasome assembly. The record is from RefSeq and is a predicted model, not a curated record. The coding region runs from base 52 to 393 and encodes 113 amino acids. The transcript has 3 exons. Gene Ontology annotation, cellular component: mitochondrion.
AUAUAUAUAUAUAUUAAAAUAUAUUGGGAGAAGAUAAAUGGACUCUUUUUAAUGAUUCACAGCAACCUCAUUUAUCCCCUACUGUUACUAGAGAGAAAAAUGUCAUCAGAUAACCAGUGGUCAGCAGAUGAGGACGAAGGUCAAUUUUCCCGGCUGAUCAGGAAAUCUAGAGACUCCCCCUUUGUGCCUGUAGGAAUAGCAGGCUUUAUGACUGUGGUGUCCUAUGGUCUUUACAAGUUAAAGAACAGAAGAAAUCAGAAAAUGUCCAUUCAUCUUAUUCACAUGAGAGUUGCUGCCCAAGGAUUUGUUGUAGGAGCUGUGACUCUAGGUGUUCUCUAUUCUAUGUAUAAGGAUUACAUUAGACCUCGAUUCUUCAAUGUGUCCAAAAAAUGA